GAAAAAUUUAAUAAAUAAAUAAAAUUAAAUUAAAAAAUUCAUUUUGUUACAGAUGACAAUGGCCUUAAUCCAGUUUGGGCAUUUCAGGAGCAAGUGAAAUUUGAAAUUUAUGACCCUAACACAGCAUUUCUGCGCUUCGUUGUUUAUGAGGAAGACAUGUUCAGUGACCCCAACUUCUUAGCACAUGCAACUUUUCCAAUCAAAGGAGUCAAAUCAGGCUAUCGGUCAGUCCCCCUCAAAAAUGGAUAUAGUGAAGAUAUAGAGCUGGCUUCUCUUCUGAUAUAUUGCGAGACGCAGCAGAUCUUGGAAAGCGAGGAAGAUCUCUAUUCAUCUUUCCGGCAGCUGCGUCAGCGCCAAGCGGAACUGAACAAUCAGUUGUAUGACACCCGGCGAAACGCCAGGGGUCCCAAUCGAGAUGCUUUGCUGAGAGAGUUCAGUGCAAACGAGGGCCAGCUGCAGGUCUAUCAGGAAACCUGCAACCGGAGAUUGAGAGAGAAACGAGUCAGCAACAGCAAAUUCUAUUCCUAGAAACCUGAGUUCCCUUGGGUGGGUUAUUUAUAAAGCCACCUGGUGAAACUGUAUUGCUCUCCUGACAUUUUCUGGAACAGAAGACGUCUACAGCAUGCCUCAACUGGAUUAAAAGUUUUUGAAAUGACACCCUAAAGAGCAAAAGAGGUUAAACCACCAGCUGCAUUAUGGACCAUGCCUGGUUUUCCCUAUGCAACAGCCUGAAAAAUGUCAGAUUCUGAAGAAAAACAACUUUUUGUGUGUAUAGAUUUUUUAAAAGUCGUAAAAUCAGUUUCUGAUUUAUGAGGCUGAAGCGUUAUUUAUUUUUAAAUGUACGUGUAUGUCAAAGGUAUGAGUGUAUGUAUAAGGCUGAAUGGCACCAAAUUUACAUAGAUUUGUACAAUUUUAAGAGAUUAAAAAGUGUCAACUAUAAAUGUAUAUAUUUUGUCUGGAUGACUUUGUAAAAAGGCUAUUUUUGUGGUGAGUUUGAAGGCCUUGACACACAUUAAAAUGAUUGUCCUAUUUUA
Molecule: messenger RNA, 1034 nt
Organism: Python bivittatus (Burmese python)
Lineage: Eukaryota; Metazoa; Chordata; Lepidosauria; Squamata; Pythonidae
Source: RefSeq, a predicted model, not a curated record